Rhineura floridana is the source of this 1754-nucleotide messenger RNA. RefSeq names its product mas-related G-protein coupled receptor member D-like. NCBI's taxonomy places the organism in Eukaryota, Metazoa, Chordata, Lepidosauria, Squamata, Rhineuridae. The coding region runs from base 652 to 1575 and encodes 307 amino acids. The transcript has 2 exons. Gene Ontology annotation, biological process: G protein-coupled receptor signaling pathway. Gene Ontology annotation, molecular function: G protein-coupled receptor activity. Gene Ontology annotation, cellular component: membrane. The record is from RefSeq and is a predicted model, not a curated record.
AAGGUGAGCGAAACAUCCAAACAGAAAGGUCGCCGGGUUGCUGCUUUAAGGCUCUCCUAGCCAAUCGGCGCGACAGAAGGGUUCCCUGGCCAAUCGGCGCGACAGAAAGCCAGCUUCUUCUGUGCACAGUCGGGAAGAGGCUGCGUGCCUUGGAAAGAAGAAUCAAUAACGCCGCGGUUUGGGUCCAGAGCCGGCUCGUCGUGAGCCUUGCGCGCAUCUGGCCUUCUGCACGCGCUCUCGGAUCAGCACCGAGGCAGAGUUGCCAGCUCGUGCCCUCUCGCCUCUGACAGCGGCAGGCCUGCCUUGACUCAGCCCCCCCCCCCGCGCCCCCGCGAAGCUCUGGCGAACGUGGGAGAUUUCCUGAGUAACAUCGGGCGAUUUCCAGGAAUCGGAGAAGGGCGGAUCUUGCCAAAAGAGCAGGGAAGGAGCUGUCUGCGAGAACCCCCGCCCUUCCCGAAGGUGGAAGGGUGGGUGGAAUGCAAGCGAGAAGGCGAUUUCUUGCAGGGACGAACCCCGGCAAAGGAGGGAGGGAGGCCUCGCAGCCGCCGGUGCAUAGAAAGCUUUCAUCGGGAGGGAAAGGAUCACAAGCCAGGCCCCCAGAGAUAGAUACCAGAAAACGGUGUGCAGACACGUGAGUGAAACAGCAGCAUCAUGGCCAGCAACAACACAUAUUCGGAGUGUGGAGAGGAGUAUUAUGGAUUAGAUGAACUGAUCAUUCGCAGUGUUGCCAUCCUCAUCUGCAUGUUUGGGCUGGUGGGGAAUGGCUAUGUUUUCUGGCUGCUUGGCUUCACCAUUAAGAGAAAUCCUUUCACCACCUAUAUCCUGAACUUGGCUGCAGCUGACUUCAGCGUGGCCAUGUUUUUGUCCUUGCGCCUUAUCCUUGUACUUGCUGAUUCUUUCGGUGGAUUAUCAUACCAGGCUCAUAUUUUACAAAUACAACUGAAAUACUUCUGUCGGUUUUCAUAUACUGCCAGCCUGUGUUUCCGUACGAUCAUCAGCAUGGAGAGGUGUCUGUCUGCCUUCUUUCCAAGCUGGCACCAACUCCGCCGGCCGAAAUGUCUUUCAUCUCGGUUAGCCUUCCUGGUCUGGACCCUGUCUGCUAUGUUCUAUGGAAUGUUGAUUUCAUUUCACCUGCAUUAUAAUAUGACACUUUUCCCAGUUUCCAGGAUCCUGUUCAUUGUGAACAUCUGGGGUUUGCCACCAAUUUUGGCUCUCUUCACUUUGGUCCUGCUUGCCAAAAUCUGUUGGAACUCUCGGCAACGACGACCACCAGGAAGAUUGACUUCCGCCAUUGUUCUCUUUCUCCUUUUUUUCCUCGUCUGCCGUGGCCCAUGGAUUAUUGCAUUCUCAUAUUGCAUAUGCUCUGAUCAGUUUUUUUACACAUUUCUUGCCAUUUCUCAUCUCCUUCACUCUGUUGAUAGCAGCAUCAAGCCAAUGUUCUAUUACUUGGUAGGGAAACAGGACCAGUGUUCCUCCACAGAGCCCCUGAAGGCAAUUCUCUGGAGGGUUUUCCAGGAUGAAGACUAUUCUACACAAGAGGAUGAGCUGAUGGGUGCAGCACACUUGAUGACGUAGCCUGAUGAAUCCAUGCCAUAAACAGUUCAAGCAAACAUUGUCCUCGAAUGGAAAUGUCUUGAUAACUGAAUGUUGAAGAAAAUAUGUCCUAAGUAGACUCUACUAUGUAGCCCAAACAACUACUUUUGGCUCCCUACCUGGGAGUAAAAAUACAAGACAUAAUCAAUAGGUUUAACAAA